AUGCCAUCGAGGGAGUCACCUCGAGAAGCGCGGCGAUCGCGACCGCUAAGCGGCGACCAAUCUCGACGACAUCACGAGCGCAAAAGACGAUCACAUGCGAGACGACCAGGCACGGCAUCUGACGACACAAGAGAGAGCCGUGAAACCACGGAAGACAGGGAAACAUCAGAACGACGAGAGCGACGAGAAAGACAGGAGAGACGGGAGCGACGGGAACGACGAGAGAGACGAGAAUCGCGAAGUACGAAGAGCUCACAGAAGCUUUCUGUGGAUGCUCUCAAUCAGUUGAACAAGGAGAAUACCAAACGCAAAAGUCGAAACUCGGAUCGACGGCGCGCACCGCACCACCGUUACGAAGAUGAACCCGACGCCGAAGCCGAACGCGCGCUGGAAAGAGAGCGGAAGAGGAAGGAGAAGAAAAGGAAGAAGCGAGUAGUGAGCGGCGCUGUCAUGGAAGAAGGUCGUGCGCGAGGACAUCAACGCGGGUGGAGCGACGAAUCAUACGAAAAGGACGAACUUCUUCCGCAAACAAAAAGAAGUUGGAGCAAGAAGAAGAAGUGGUGGUGGAUUUUGGGGGCUAUCAGUGUCGUCUUAUUAAUCAUCAUCGCCGCCGUCGCUGUCGUGGUCAGUCAAAAGAAAAAGGGAGGCGGGGGCGGAGGAAACGAGACAUCUUCAUCAUCCUCGCUGAGCGGGCAAGAUCGAAACUCGAUACCGGAGAAGUGGCGAAACACCUAUCUCGACCCGUGGACAUGGGCUACCACGACGGAUUUCAACGUCACGUUUACAGACGAAAUGGUCGGCGACCUGCCUGUCAUGGGCCUAUACUCGAACUGGGACGACUCGGCAAAGGCCAACGACAAGGUCCCGGCAUUGAAUAAGGCUUGGGGAAAGUAUGGCGAUCUGCCGGCGCGCGGGGUAAACCUGGGAGGGUGGCUAUCACUCGAGCCAUGGAUUACACCAUCUUUAUUCGACUACCCGCUCAGCAUGGGCAUCAUUGACGAAUGGACGCUGGUGACGUACCUGGGCGAUUCCGCAGCUUCAACACUGGAGAAGCACUAUUCGACCUUUAUCACCGAAGACACAUUCAAAGCCAUUGCAGCUGCUGGCCUGGAUCAUGUGCGUAUCCCGUUCUCGUACUGGGCUGUGACGACGUACGAUGCAGACCCAUACUUGUUCCGGACCUCGUGGCGGUACUUGCUGCGCGCUAUCGAGUGGGCACGAAAGUAUGGUCUCCGCGUCAAUCUCGAUCUCCAUGGACUUCCGGGGAGUCAGAAUGGCUGGAACCACAGUGGACGAUGGGGCACCAUCGGCUGGCUCAACGGCACAGAUGGCGACACAAACGCCCAGCGGUCACUGGAUGUCCACGAUCGGCUGUCGAAAUUCUUUGGCCAAGACCGCUACAAGAAUAUCAUCAGCCACUACGGACUGGCCAACGAGCCGCGGAUGGUGCUGCUAGAUUCUUCCAAAGUGAUUAGCUGGACCGAGAACGCGUACAAGAUGGUGCGCAAGAACGGGGUGCAGGGCAUCGUGGUAUUCGGUGACGGCUUCAUGGGCCUCGAGAACUGGCAGGGCCGCAUGACGGGGUACGACACCAUGGCGCUUGAUGUUCAUCAGUAUGUCAUCUUCAACGAAAAUCAAAUCGACUUUUCGCAUCAGAAAAAGGUGCAGUACGCCUGCGAUGGGUGGACCAAGCAGACACAACAAAGCAUGGACACGAGCACCGGGUACGGACCGACCUUGUUCGCCGAGUGGUCGCAGGCCGAUACCGACUGCGCCAAGCACCUUACCAACGUGGGCUGGGGCAACCGAUGGGAGGGCACGCUGAACACGGGCGACGCCACGACGUCGAUCCUGACGCCGCGAUGCCCGACCAAGAACAAGCAGUGCUCCUGCGCCUCGGCCAACGCGGACCCGAGCAAGUGGAGCGCCGAGUACAAGCAGUUUCUCAGAAUGUUUGCCGAGGCGCAGAUGCACAGCUUCGAAAAGGGCUGGGGCUGGUGGUACUGGACGUGGAAGACGGAGAGCGCGCCCCAGUGGUCGUACGAGGCCGGGCUCAAGGCUGGUAUUCUCCCACCGCUGGCCUAUUCUCGAGACUUUAACUGUGACACGGCUGUGCCUGACUUUGCCAAGAAUGAAAUAAGGCUAGGCCGGGGCGGCGCCAGCGGACACUACCUCCGCAGAAAUCAUAUCAAAGUAACAAGUAGCGACACUUGA
This is a messenger RNA of Cordyceps militaris CM01, 2214 nucleotides long. Its product is annotated as glucan 1,3-beta-glucosidase precursor. The transcript is spliced from 2 exons. Bases 1 to 2214 code for a protein of 737 amino acids. Gene Ontology annotation, molecular function: beta-glucosidase activity. The record is from RefSeq and is a predicted model, not a curated record. Lineage: Eukaryota; Fungi; Ascomycota; Sordariomycetes; Hypocreales; Cordycipitaceae. Gene Ontology annotation, cellular component: cell surface; extracellular region. Gene Ontology annotation, biological process: glucan catabolic process.